Messenger RNA from Monascus purpureus, 1023 nucleotides. NCBI's taxonomy places the organism in Eukaryota, Fungi, Ascomycota, Eurotiomycetes, Eurotiales, Aspergillaceae. The record is from the annotation of a GenBank genome assembly.
CAUCAAUCCCGUUACCAUGGAUAUCGAUGACAUCCUCGCCUCUGUCGACCGCCAUGACGCCUCUUCUCCCGAAUCAACCGCACUCGACUACCAGCUUUUGACGCGGUCUUGGGUCGCGGAGAGAGCUGUGUCGGAGGUAUUACCGUGGCCCGGGCCAUUGAUGGAGAGGGUGAUGGAGAGAAUAAGGAGGCAGAUCGAAAUCAUUGAAGACCUCGCAUCAACCCCAGCAAACAACAACCCUACGCUGAACCUCAAACUAUCAAUCCUCCAAACCGAUCUCUCAAGAACCCAAUACCUCGUCCGCUCUCUACUCAGACAGCGUCUAGCGAAACUCACAAAAUACAGCAUGCAUUACCUCCUCGUGAUAUCCGCACAGGGGAGCAAUUCACAGCCGCAAUCUCAAUCGCAACCAAACUCACAACACCAACAACCAGAAGACUCCGUUCCUCCCCUCCCAACAGACCCAAGUCAGACGACCCCUCUAUCCUCGCAAGAGGCAGUGUUCCUCAACUCCCAUCAACGUCUCCUCGCAACGCAUUAUGGCUCCUCAUUCCUGAAUUCCUUCCCGCCGCAACUGAGACGCCUGGACGAUAACGCUGGUGGAACGAGCAUGAUACAGGGCCCUGAGACGAAGGAGGCUGUGUUUGUCCGCUGUCUCGUUGAUGAGGUACGGGUUAUCGUGCCGCCGGGGGAUGGGAUUGAAGAGGAGAUGGAGGGGGUCACGAUGCGCAUGGGUGAUGUUUGGGUGGUUAGAUGGGAGGGAGUGAAGAAGGCUUGGGAGAAGGGGGAGGUAGAGGUUCUUUAGCUUUUUAUCUUUUAUUUUUUGUCUUUCUCUUUUGGUUAAUGUGCAUGCAUGGAUGCGUGGUGUGUAUGGAAUGGUAUGUGAUAUCCCACUGUCUCUGGUCAGGCGUUAUGUUACUAUUCUAUCUGGUUGGUGUUUGGAUAUGUGCCUCAUUUCUACCUAAUGAUGUCUAUCUAUAUAGAGGAAAGCAUUGGAGCAUGGCAGUGAAAAUAUCAUUCUAC